Messenger RNA from Morone saxatilis (striped sea-bass), 1134 nucleotides. RefSeq names its product nucleotide binding protein-like (gene nubpl). Gene Ontology annotation, molecular function: 4 iron, 4 sulfur cluster binding; ATP binding; ATP-dependent FeS chaperone activity. Gene Ontology annotation, cellular component: mitochondrion. The coding region runs from base 16 to 1038 and encodes 340 amino acids. Gene Ontology annotation, biological process: iron-sulfur cluster assembly; mitochondrial respiratory chain complex I assembly. The transcript is spliced from 9 exons. The record is from RefSeq and is a predicted model, not a curated record. Lineage: Eukaryota; Metazoa; Chordata; Actinopteri; Moronidae.
AACUUAAACACGCGCAUGCGUACUCUGCGCAAGCUUGACGCGCACCGCGGAGCGUCCAAACAGCUAACGAUGUCUCAGCUAACAUACAGCAGACUGUCGCAUUUACUGAGAAUAUCCGCCAAUAAACCGUCAGCUUUACGAGCGGGGACGGAGAUAAAACCCGCAGCUGUGUGUUGUGUUCAGUCCAAACGCUGCCAGAGGUCGGUGGACAGCAAGGCGUUACAGGAGCGGCAGAAGCAGCAAAUGGCGAAAGGUCUUCCCAAACAGAAGCCCAUCGCAGGGGUCAAACAGGUCAUCGUCGUGGCUUCGGGGAAAGGUGGCGUGGGAAAGUCCACCACCGCAGUGAAUUUGGCUCUCGGAUUGAUGGCCAACGAUUCGUCGAAGUCCGUGGGUCUGUUGGACGCUGACGUCUACGGUCCGUCUAUUCCCAAACUGAUGAACCUGAAGGGAAACCCGGAGCUCUCUGACAACAACCUGAUGGUUCCACUCACCAACUACGGGAUCCCUUGCAUGUCGAUGGGCUUCCUGGUGGAGGACGUCGCUCCCAUCGUGUGGAGGGGGCUGAUGGUGAUGUCAGCGAUAGAGAAACUGCUCAGACAGGUGAGACCGCCGCUCCACCUGAGGUCAGACAGCGACGUUCAACUGAAUCUAUACAGACCAGUGUGUGUGUUUUCUGUGUUUUGUUGCGCAGGCGCGGUCAUCGUGUCGACGCCGCAGGACAUCGCCCUGCUGGACGCUCGCAGAGGAGCCGAGAUGUUCAAGAAGGUCCACGUGCCGGUUCUCGGUCUGGUGCAGAACAUGAGCGUCUUCCAGUGUCCCAACUGUCAACACCAGACUCACAUCUUCGGCUCCGACGGGGCCCGACAGCUCGCAGACACUCUGGGAGUCCGGUUGUUAGGUGACGUUCCUCUUCAUCUGAACAUCAGAGAGAUGUCAGACAGAGGACAGCCAGUGGUCGUCUCCUCUCCCGACAGCCCAGAGGUCACCGCUCUACUUUUUCCACUUUAUUCUACUUUAUUCUUCUUCUAUUGCAGAUAGCUUCGUUCUUCUCUCUUCUGCACUUUUGUCUAUAUUUCUGCUCGCCUUAACGCCGCUCUGUCGUGUCAUUUUUUUGAGCUUUGUGUGUUAUUGUGU